Messenger RNA from Mytilus californianus (California mussel), 755 nucleotides. RefSeq names its product microsomal glutathione S-transferase 1-like. The transcript has 3 exons. Bases 118 to 576 code for a protein of 152 amino acids. The record is from RefSeq and is a predicted model, not a curated record. Lineage: Eukaryota; Metazoa; Mollusca; Bivalvia; Mytilida; Mytilidae. Gene Ontology annotation, cellular component: membrane.
AGGCCGAGUAGUUCCGAUUGUAUUUUCAGGUUACUAAAUCGAAACCGGAUUUAGAUUCGACAGAGUCAUUUCUUUUUUCAAACAAGAGACGAAGAGUGGUACACUGAUCUAUUAAAGAUGUCGGACUUGCUUAGUUUUGACAAUCCUGUAUUUGCUAACUUUGCCUUUUAUUCCGGUAUUGUGAUAUGUAAAACAAUGUUGAUGAGUGGACUUACAGCUAUAAAUAGAUUUAGAUACACGGCAUUUGUAAAUCCAGAAGAUUUUAUUAAUUCCAAGAAACCAUUAGAAGAAAGAAAAGCGCCACCUAAUUCCACUGUUGAGCGCAUUAGAAGAUGCCAUCUUAAUGACCUGGAGAACGUCAUUCCCUUCGUCUUGAUUGGAUUAUUAUACGUGUGCACAAAACCAGAUCCCGGAACAGCUUUAAUUCAUUUCCGUACUUUCACAGCAUUUAGAGUUUUCCACAUGUUUGCGUACCUGAUACCUUUGCCACAGCCAUCAAGAGCACUAGGGUUUUUAGUUGGCGCUAUUGCCACAGGGUCCAUGGCUGUAUCUGUACUGAAAGCUGGAUCAUAUUAAUUUUUUUCGUGUAGAAUCACUAUUCUCAGAAUUAUACAUUUUUAAUACACGGGCUUUGUGAUGGCAGCAUUACGUGAGGCUACACAAGUCCUUUAUACGUCCAUUUGUUUGCCUUGAAUAAUUGGAAGGUGGUUUAGAAUAAUUGAAUAAAAUUUAUCAGAACAUACCAUUUAAACGUU